This is a messenger RNA of Podarcis muralis (Common wall lizard), 1687 nucleotides long. Its product is annotated as melanoregulin-like. Gene Ontology annotation, biological process: melanosome transport. Lineage: Eukaryota; Metazoa; Chordata; Lepidosauria; Squamata; Lacertidae. The record is from RefSeq and is a predicted model, not a curated record. Gene Ontology annotation, cellular component: melanosome.
AGACCACAGUGCCACCCACGUCCACUGAAUCCUACUUCAAUACUAACAACAGGGCAAAGCACAGACCCUAAGGCAGUCAAAGGGGGAGGGCAAGAUGCACAACACACAACUCUCUUCUCCAACAGAAGGAAUGGUUGGGGAGCUCAGGAAGAAGAGCUAUGGGGCACCACUGCCUCCUCGCAUAAGCCUCCAGAAGCAGUCGCCUCACUCUGCCUAAUGACAGGACCAGCCCUGCUAGGUUCAAACAACCUACUUGGCGAUUAAGAAGCUCUUUGGGUGCAAGCCACUGUCUUGCCCACUGUAACCAAACUUGCAAAGUAGCUGUGAGGAUAAACUGAGGUGGCUCCAUUUAUGCUACCCUGAGCUGCUUGGAAGAAGGGCUGGUUGCAAAAGGAACAGAUGGCGGAAUUUCUCCCAGUGGAUAGCACGGCAAGGCCUGGCUUCUGUUCUGCCUUUCCAUGCCGCUGCUCCUUUGACUUCAUGUGGCUCCACUGUGCCUCGCAACUCGUCCAAUCCUGCGGUCUCGCUUCUUGAAGAUACGAAAAACAAACCUACUUUUCAUUCCAUAUAAACAUGGAGGCAACAUACAAUACACUAUUUCAUACUCUGCAGUUUGUUUUAAAGGCCUUAAGCUAUGGCGGAAGGGGGAGAAUCUCACAUGAUCACUGCUUAUGACGUGCAGAUGAUAUUUAAAGAGAAUCCAUAGAACUCCUUUGCCUUCCCACCCCCCAAGCAGAGUUCCUUUACUACUUGGACUUACUGUCUGCCCCAUCCAUUUUCUCUCCAUCUUCUGUUUUAACUUUGGUUUUUAUUGCGUUUCAAUAUGCUGGUCUCGAGCCUGUCUUAGCAUUUACAACACAUUGCAAGAGAGAUGAAUUUCUGGUACAAAGUUUGCAGCUGCUGUUGCCAUAUAGAAGAAGAACUGGAGAAGAAUCCAUUGGUGGUUGGCGACACACUUCAGUAUUUCAACAAGUUGCAGAAACGACGGGAAUUAGAGGCUGUCAACUUGUGGAAUGAACCAGUGGACAAGACUCACGUGGAACGGGAUGAUGAUCAUAAACUCCACAUGUUGCUGGAGAAAAGGUCAAAAACGCACCGGGGAUCAGAGGAAUACCGACGCUUGAGCUUUGACAUCAUCGCUCACCGGCAGAUCCGUCGGAAGAUGAAGGACCGAUGGAAGCAAAUCCUAGAAGUCUUGGGGUUCAAGGCUGAAGCAGAUGGGCUCCUCACUGUCACGUCCAGCACCUCAUAUGAAUCCCUUCGCAAUCCUCAAGAGGCCCGCAGGAUCCACACUGCCCUGGCCGAGCAGACAACCAUUUUUGGCUGGCAUCGUGGUGGUCCACCCGAGAGAUACCUCUUUGUCAUUGACAGGCUGCUUCUCCUUGAUGUGGGAGAUGAAUUCCUGUCAGCGGCUCGGCACUUCUACCCCGUGGAGGACGAAGAGGACGAUGGCUCUUCCAGCGAUGGAGGACCUACAACACCUGGUCCUGUCUUGGUCACAAUGAGCAACGAAGCUCAGGAAGAGAUGGAGGAGGGCGUAGACGGGGAAUAAGCCAAGGAGAAGGCGGAAGUGAGGCAGACACUGAAGAAAGUGCGAAGAGGCGGAUGCAACUCAACCUAUGGAUGGAAGAACGAAUGUAUUCAGAGUAGACUACUGAACCACAAACCUGUUGGAGACUCCCUUUGA